Messenger RNA from Eruca vesicaria subsp. sativa (arugula), 1227 nucleotides. The record is from the annotation of a GenBank genome assembly. NCBI's taxonomy places the organism in Eukaryota, Viridiplantae, Streptophyta, Magnoliopsida, Brassicales, Brassicaceae.
AUGCCGGGUACGACGACGAAGGACGCCGAAUCAAUAGAACCACAGUCCCUAAAACGAGCACUUGAUCUCCCUCCUCCUGUUCCCGAAGCGAAGAAGAUUCGUCUCAGCCAUAAGAUAAAAGUUGCUUUUGGAGGCGUGGAGCCUGUGAGCCAGACAGGAACCUCAAGUGCAAGUGUAUCCUCCUUGCAUGAAAGAAACUUCUCAACUUCGGCAUUAAUGGAGAGUACUAGAUGGCCUCGCCCAGAGUGGCAUGCACCAUGGAAGAAUUACAGGGUCAUUCAGGGGCACUUGGGUUGGGUCAGAUCUGUCGCCUUUGAUCCCAGUAAUAAAUGGUUUUGUACUGGUUCAGCUGAUCGUACCAUCAAGAUGUGGGAUGUUGCAACUGGAGUUCUGAAGCUAACACUUACUGGUCACAUCGACCAAGUACGAGCCCUUGCUGUAAGCAACCGACACAAAUACAUGUUCUCCGCUGGUGAUGACAAGCAAGUCAAAUGCUGGGACCUUGAGCAGAACAAGGUUAUCCGGUCUUAUCAUGGUCACUUGAGUGGAGUCCAUUGCUUAGCUCUUCACCCGACUGAAGACGUUUUACUAACCGGAGGGCGAGACUCUGUCUGCAGGGUGUGGGAUAUUCGCACCAAGAGGCAGAGGUUUGCACUCACGGGACAUGACAACACCGUUUGUUCUGUUUUCACUCGUCCAACACACCCACAGAUUGUAACUGGAUCUCAUGACACGACUAUUAAAUUCUGGGACCUUCGAUAUGGCGGCAAAGCUAUGACGACUCUAACACAUCACAAGAAAUCUGUCCGAGCAAUGACCCUUCAUCCUAAAGAGGAUGCGUUUGCUUCUGCGUCAGCUGACAACACUAAAAAAUUUAGCCUUCCAAAAGGAGAGUUUUGCCACAACAUGCUGUCGCAGCAGAAAACCAUAAUUAACGCAAUGGCGGUGAACGAGGAUGGUGUAAUGGUCACUGGAGGUGAUAAUGGAAGCAUAUGGUUCUGGGACUGGAAGAGUGGUCACAGUUUCCAACAGUCACAAACUAGUGUACAACCUGGUUCACUGGAGAGUGAAGCGGGUAUAUACGCAGCGUGUUAUGAUCAGACAGGUUCACGACUGGUAACAUGCGAGGCUGAUAAGACGAUCAAGAUGUGGAAACAAGAUGAGAAUGCAACUCCAGAAACUCACCCUGUCAAUUUCAAACCACCCAAGGUGAUUAGGCGCUUCUGA